AUGCCAUAUCUGACGGCAAAUAACUCAUUUCCUAGUUUUAGUUACUUGAAACCAUCCUAUGGAAGGAGAGAUGGUGAAGAACCACAAAUGCAAGAGAAUCAGACAACCAUAACUCUGACUCCAAUAGAAGUUUUGGACCAGUAUGCAUUUUUCACGAGCCCUUUAACUACCAAAGAAAAAAAUAAAAUUAAAGAUAUUGGUUUUGAAACAGCAGGGGAGACUAUACAUAUGAUCAUCCGUGGCAUGGGACCAUUAGAACAUCGGUCUACUAGACAGCCAUUUGGAGGAGGCCUGGAACAGCAUAUCAGAACUACCACAGAAAGAAAUCAUAUUCAUUUGAUAUCUACCAAAGCGCCGCCAUUUGAUACUGAGGACCAAACUCAUAAAAAUCCUGAAAAAUUUGAUUCACCAAUGGAUGAUACUUCAAGAGCAUUCAAAAAUAAACUUAGGCUGGGUCCCUUAUAA
Messenger RNA from Arctia plantaginis, 465 nucleotides. The record is from the annotation of a GenBank genome assembly. NCBI's taxonomy places the organism in Eukaryota, Metazoa, Arthropoda, Insecta, Lepidoptera, Erebidae.